Molecule: messenger RNA, 1917 nt
Organism: Nannospalax galili (Upper Galilee mountains blind mole rat)
Lineage: Eukaryota; Metazoa; Chordata; Mammalia; Rodentia; Spalacidae
Gene: Acads
Product: acyl-CoA dehydrogenase short chain
Exons: 10
Coding region: 92-1330 (412 amino acids)
Biological process (GO): fatty acid beta-oxidation using acyl-CoA dehydrogenase; butyrate catabolic process
Cellular component (GO): mitochondrion
Molecular function (GO): flavin adenine dinucleotide binding
Source: RefSeq, a predicted model, not a curated record
CGAAGGGCGUGGCCUGUGCGCCGCCCCGUACUCCGGAACCCGGAGCUGACCGCCUGAAGUCCCUGAGCUGUAGGCUCACGCCGUGUCCGUUAUGGCCGUCGCGCUGCUAGCCCGGACCUGUGGCCCACUCCGUGGAGCUCUCCAUCCUUGGGACUGGCGCAGAUUGCAUACUGUCUACCAGUCUGUGGAACUGCCUGAGACACAUGAAAUGCUGCGCCAGACAUGCCGUGACUUUGCCGAGAAAGAACUGGUGCCCAUUGCAGCCCAACUGGACAAGGAGCAUCUCUUUCCAGCAGCUCAGGUGAAGAAGAUGGGUGAGCUUGGGCUGCUGGCCAUGGAUGUGCCUGAGGAACUGAGUGGUGCAGGCUUGGAUUACUUGGCCUAUUCCAUUGCCCUGGAGGAGAUCAGCCGUGGCUGUGCCUCCACUGCAGUCAUCAUGAGCGUCAACAACUCUCUCUACUUGGGGCCAAUCCUGAAGUUUGGCUCUCCAGAGCAGAAGAGGCAGUGGAUCACCCCUUUCACCAAUGGUGACAAAAUUGGCUGCUUUGCCCUCAGUGAACCAGGGAAUGGCAGUGAUGCAGGAGCUGCUUCUACCACUGCCCGGGAAGAAGGUGACUCGUGGGUCCUCAAUGGCACCAAAGCCUGGAUCACCAACUCCUGGGAGGCUUCGGCCACUGUGGUCUUCGCCAGCACAGACAGGUCCCGGCAAAACAAGGGGAUCAGUGCCUUCCUGGUUCCCAUGCCAACACCUGGGCUCACACUGGGCAAGAAGGAAGAUAAGCUGGGCAUCCGGGCUUCAUCCACAGCCAACCUCAUCUUUGAGGAAUGUCGCAUCCCCAAGGAGAAUCUGCUGGGGGAGCCGGGGAUGGGCUUCAAGAUAGCCAUGCAAACCCUGGACAUGGGCCGCAUUGGCAUCGCCUCCCAGGCCCUGGGCAUUGCCCAGGCUGCCCUUGAUUGUGCUGUGAAAUAUGCUGAGAACCGCAAUGCCUUUGGGGCUCCCCUCACCAAACUCCAAAGCAUCCAGUUCAAGCUGGCAGACAUGGCCCUGGCUCUGGAGAGUGCUCGCUUGCUGACCUGGCGUGCUGCCAUGUUGAAGGACAAUAAGAAGCCGUUCACCAAGGAAUCUGCCAUGGCCAAGCUUGCUGCUUCUGAGGCUGCAACAGCCAUCAGUCACCAGGCCAUCCAGAUCCUGGGCGGCAUGGGCUACGUAACAGAGAUGCCAGCAGAGCGGUACUACCGAGAUGCCCGCAUCACCGAGAUCUAUGAAGGCACCAGUGAGAUCCAGAGGCUGGUGAUUGCUGGGCAUCUGCUCCGGAGCUACCGGAGCUGAGCCCCUUCUGAGGGCCCAGCACCUGCCUGCCUGGCUGCCUAUGGACCUAGAGAAAGGGCAGAACUACAGGCCUGAACUUUGAUGCCUGGUCAGAUGAUGAAGGGACCUGCCUCAUGCUGGCUCAUCGUGUCCCUUACUGUACCCUCCCAAAUUGUCUGUCUCAGGGAAAGGAAAGACCAAUUCCUGUGACCUAUGACUGAGGACAAAUUAGUCUCAAUUCAGAACUGGGCUCAGCUACCUCUUGACAACCUACCAACAGUGCCUCUUGCUUCAUCUGAGUAAUCUUCUGGAGAUGGAGCCACCAGAGGGCUGAGUGAUCCCAGCACUCCCCAGGGCUGUUCCUGUGGGUCCUGCUGCUCAGCGAGGACACUAGGGAUAGGGCAGGGUCAGAAGGAGGUGGACAAAAUGCCCAGGCCUUCCGUAGCAGAAGUUUCGGUAUCUCCUGCCCCAGGGUCCCAGUCUUGGGAAGGUCAUGAGGGGGAACGCGGGGGCAUAGGCCCAUGGUAGAGGUCACAUGAGUGCAGGCUGUGGUCUGCCAGGCCGGUGUGGGAACCACCUGUAGCCAAUAAAGCACACCUGUACCCUGA